AUGUUGAUUGUUUCGGAGGGUGUCCAGACCAUGGUAGAAAGUGACUGCUUGAUUUCCCCCCAUGGGAGGGAUAGCGCGGUUCUAUGGCGUAUGCAGGAAGAUGGUUUGAUUGGCUUCCAGAGGCCUAGGACACGUAGGGCCCUGAAAGUUACAAUACCGGCGGUACUUAAGACGCUCGAAGGUCGGUUGUCUGAUAUUGGUCUUGCUGAUGCGUCGUAUUACGGGUGUUUGGAACUUUAUGAGGAUGGAGAUAUUGAUGUGACUCGGUUCGUGGUGCCGUCAGGUAUAUAUAAAUGGGAGGUUGAGAACUUUAUAUCACCGAGGCCCAAUCGUCGACAAUCACUACUUAUGAUUGGUGGUUCCCGUACUGGGAAGACUAGUUUGGCUCAACAUAUUGUGCAUUCUCAUGGGAAGAUUUCUGAAUUUGAGAAUGAGUGGAAUAUGGAUAUGUUUUGGCCCGGGCAGGUUUGCGCUUUUUCUCACAUGUGUAAUGGGUUUCCAUAUUGGAAACCAAUUUUCGGGUGCCAGUUGUAUUUCAAUGCUCAUGGACGAUACCUGGGCAAGCGGCGGUUAGACUGGGUUGUUCCUUCGGUUUGGGUUUGCAAUCGUGACGAUGAUCCUCGUAAAUGGGGUGAUGGGCAUGGGCAUCGCAUUGAGCAGAAUGCUGUGGUUUACGAAAUUCCUGAGGGUUAUGCUCUUUUCAAAGGAGGGCCUUAUGAAAGUAUGGAUCAUUAUACGGAUAGUGAAUGGCCGGAGGGAGUUCCAGGGCGCCCCAGCUUCAGGUGGGAAGGCGAAGCCCUCGACCGCAGUGGGUUUUGUCUUGAUGAUGUCGAGUUGGUAAUGUACGACGGGGCAGAGAUACCUUCCAUAUAA
Messenger RNA from Aspergillus nidulans FGSC A4, 873 nucleotides. RefSeq lists its product as uncharacterized. The transcript has 4 exons. The record is from RefSeq and is a predicted model, not a curated record. NCBI's taxonomy places the organism in Eukaryota, Fungi, Ascomycota, Eurotiomycetes, Eurotiales, Aspergillaceae. Bases 1 to 873 code for a protein of 290 amino acids.